AUGUUCCCAUUUGUUAGUAAUAUAUUUCGAUCAGAUCUCCCACUUUUUAUUUUUGAUGAUAUCUUUGUACCAGGACCAGGAAUCAGAGUAGGAGUACCAAGACCUCCUUACACAAAUCAAUAAUUUAGGGAUCAAGUUCCUAAAGUAUAAUAUAAUGAAUAAUAUUGUAGCCACCCAAUUUACAAAAAAUGCAAAGUGUUAAAAAAUCACUUGCUGAUUAUUCAGAGACAUAAGGAUAAUAUUGGUGCAUUUUAGGAGACAUGUCAUUUGAAAAAGGAGAUUAUACUAAAGCUAUUUAAUUUUAUGACAGAGCUAUAGAAUUGACUGAUAGUACAGAAAGUUCUUUUUUUAGAUCAAGAGGUUUAGCUUAUAAAAAGAUUGGAAAUUUAGAAUAGGUAGAAGCAUUAAUAUAUAUAUUUAUAGGCAUAUAAAGAUGCAAUAAUGGCAAUUGAGUUGGAUGAUAGAAAUAUUAAAGCUCAUUUAUUGUGUGGUUAAGUAUUGGCAGAGAGAGGGAAAUCAUAGGAUAAUACUCAUGAAAUAGAAACAGCUAUAAAUAGAUUGACAAAGGCUAGGACUUUAUGUGCAGGAUAGAAGAAAUAAUAUUAUGAGGAUGAAUUGAGUAAGUACAUCUAUAGAGCAAAGAAGUUAUUAUGGUAUAAAAAUAAAGAGUUAGAAGAUUAGAAAAAGAGAUAAGCAAUUUAGAAUUAUUCAAAUUAUUUAUAAUAAAGAAUUGAUUUAAAUGAAGAAUAAAGAAAAAAAGAAAUUGAUGCAUUUAUUAAUUCUAUUGGAAAUCCAGAUUAAAAAUAGAAUUAUGAUAUUCCAAGUUAUUUGAUAUGCAAAAUAACAUUUGUAAAUAUAUAUUAUGAUUAUUAAAUUAGGAAAUUAUGGAGAAUCCAGUAGUUACAGAUGCAGGUCAUACAUAUGAGAGAGAUAUGUUAAUAGAAGCAAUCUAGAAAAAUGGACCUGUUGAUCCAUGUACAAGAUAACCUAUAAGUGGAGAGUUUUAUCCAAAUCAUAAUAUCAAAUAAGCAACUCAAGAUUUCCUACUUAAUAAUCCUUGGGCUUUUGAGUAUUAAUCAGGUGAAAACUAUGCAGAUAUAGAAUUUUGA
Molecule: messenger RNA, 1109 nt
Organism: Paramecium pentaurelia
Lineage: Eukaryota; Ciliophora; Oligohymenophorea; Peniculida; Parameciidae
Source: the annotation of a GenBank genome assembly